This is a messenger RNA of Scomber scombrus (Atlantic mackerel), 7650 nucleotides long. RefSeq names its product calcium channel, voltage-dependent, N type, alpha 1B subunit, b (gene cacna1bb). Gene Ontology annotation, molecular function: high voltage-gated calcium channel activity. Gene Ontology annotation, biological process: chemical synaptic transmission; calcium ion import across plasma membrane. The transcript is spliced from 53 exons. NCBI's taxonomy places the organism in Eukaryota, Metazoa, Chordata, Actinopteri, Scombriformes, Scombridae. Gene Ontology annotation, cellular component: membrane; neuronal cell body; voltage-gated calcium channel complex. The record is from RefSeq and is a predicted model, not a curated record.
AUGAAGAAGACAAGUCCUUACAACUCAAGAUGGGCAGAGAGACGAUCUACUGUGGUUUACGCGGUGCGCUCAGCCACCUUCGGCUCUUGGAGGAUGCUCACCCUGGGGUCGGAGUAUGAGGAUACCUGGGCUCCAUCACCUGACAAGAAGCCUCAACCCACGCAACAGGCGGAGGGGGAGCCGGGGCUCACUGAGGGAACAGACACCUGCAGCGGUGACCCGGAGGAACCCUUAUGGAAAGCCGCUCACACCGACACAGGGCAGAAGUUUGACACAGUUUUACACUUGGAUGGAUCGAGCAGGGCUGGGAGUAGAGAUGGUGUGCGUCACAUGGUCAAGAAGCACCAGACCCUGAACAACACGCUGUGGCCCCGCAGAAUGGCUCGCUUCGCAGAAGAUCUACCCACCCGCUAUGGAGGAGGCGCAGGCGGCGCAGGGAGAGGCGCGCCGGGCGCUGGGAGAGGGGGAGCCCGGGGUGGCGGCGCUCCGGGUGGCCAAAGGAUGUACAAGCAGUCGAUGGCCCAAAGAGCCCGAACAAUGGCCAUUUACAACCCGAACCCUGUCAAACAAAACUGCUUCACCGUCAACCGCUCCCUCUUCAUCUUCCGAGAGGACAAUCUCAUCAGGAAGUAUGCAAAGCGAAUAACAGAGUGGCCUCCAUUUGAAUACAUGAUCCUGGCUACAAUUAUCGCCAACUGCAUCGUCUUGGCCCUGGAGCAGCAUCUACCCGCCAGUGACAAGACACCCAUGUCAGAACGCCUGGACGACACAGAGCCCUACUUUAUUGGAAUAUUCUGUUUCGAGGCUGCCAUUAAGAUCAUCGCCCUGGGCUUUGCGUUUCACAAAGGCUCCUACCUCCGCAAUGGCUGGAAUGUAAUGGACUUCGUGGUCGUCCUCACAGGAAUCUUGGCCACGGUGGGUUCAGACUUUGACCUGCGAACACUACGGGCAGUGAGAGUGCUGAGACCCCUUAAACUGGUGUCAGGAAUCCCCAGUCUCCAGGUGGUGUUGAAGUCCAUAAUGAAAGCCAUGGUUCCCCUGCUUCAGAUCGGCCUGCUGCUCUUCUUCGCCAUCGUCAUGUUUGCUAUCAUCGGGGUCGAGUUUUACAUGGGCAAAUUCCACCACACCUGCUUCAAGAUCAGCACGGGUGAGAGAGCAGCAGACUGGCCUUGUGGUCAGGAGUCCCCGGCCAGGUUGUGUCCUAACGAGACGCAAUGCAAAGAGUACUGGACUGGACCCAACUUCGGUAUCACAAACUUCGACAACAUCCUAUUCGCGGUGCUUACUGUGUUCCAGUGCAUCACCAUGGAGGGCUGGGUGGACAUCCUCUACAAUACUAAUGAUGUGGUAGGAAACACCUGGAACUGGCUCUACUUUAUACCUCUCAUCAUCAUCGGCUCCUUCUUCAUGCUCAAUCUGGUGCUUGGUGUCUUAUCAGGAGAAUUUGCCAAAGAGAGAGAACGUGUAGAGAAGAGGCAAGAGUUCCUGAAGCUUCGGAGGCAGCAGCAGAUCGAGAGAGAGCUCACCGGAUACCUGGAGUGGAUCUGCAAAGCAGAGGAGGUGUUGCUGGAGGAGGAAGAAGAGAUUGCAGAGGAGAAGUCCCCGCUGGACGGUGCGUGGUACAAGAGGAAACAAAACCUUUCAGUCCUGAAACGAGGAAAAGCAAAAAAGGGUAAGAACGACCUGAUCGGCGCCGAAGAAGGAGAAGAUCCUUUCGUGGACAUCUCCUCUGUCGCUCCUCCCGGCUCUCCGUUUGGUCGGGCUAGCGUGAAGAGCAGCGGUAAGAUGGACAACUCCUCUUACUUCCGGCGUAAGGAGAAGAGGACCCGCUUCUUCAUCCGCCGCAUGGUGAAAGCUCACAGCUUCUACUGGAUCGUUCUGUGUCUGGUGGGCCUCAACACUCUGUGUGUGGCCAUUGUCCACUACAAUCAACCUGAGUGGCUCACAACAGCCCUCUACACAGCGGAGAUUGUCUUCCUUGGUUUGUUUCUCUCUGAGAUGUCUUUGAAGAUGUACGGCCUCGGAGUGAGGAAUUAUUUCCACUCCUCCUUUAAUUGCUUUGAUUUUGGGGUGAUUGUGGGAAGUAUUUUUGAGGUGAUCUGGGACAUGAUUAAACCAGGAGCGUCGUUUGGUAUCAGCGUGUUGAGAGCCCUGCGACUGCUCAGGAUAUUUAAAGUCACCAAAUAUUGGAACUCUUUGAGGAAUCUUGUGGUUUCACUUCUCAAUUCCAUGAAGUCCAUCAUCAGCUUGCUCUUCCUCCUCUUCCUCUUCAUCGUGGUCUUUGCCCUGCUGGGCAUGCAGCUCUUCGGAGGACAGUUUAACUUUGAAGACGAGACACCAACAACAAACUUUGAUACCUUCCCAGCAGCCAUCCUCACUGUGUUCCAGAUUCUAACUGGCGAGGACUGGAACGCAGUGAUGUACCACGGGAUCGAGUCUCAAGGAGGUGUUCGCCGCGGCAUGUUCUCCUCCGUCUAUUUCAUCGUCCUCACGCUCUUUGGAAACUACACCCUACUGAAUGUCUUCUUGGCUAUCGCUGUCGAUAACCUGGCAAAUGCACAGGAGCUGACUAAGGAUGAAGAAGAGCAGGAGGAGGCAGCCAAUAAGAAGCUCGCCCUGCAGAAAGCUUUGGAGGUGAAGGAAGUCAGCCCCAUGUCAGCAGCCAACAUCUCGAUCGCUGCGAGUUAUUCUGUCUACUCCUCCCCCGCCCGACGAAUCUUGAGGUACAAUAAGGAGCAGCAGCGGACAGCAAAGGCCAUGUCAGUGUGGGAGCAGAGGACCAACCAGCUGAGGAGAAACAACUUGAGGGCGAGCAGCGAGGCCUUGUUUAACGAGCUCGACCCCGAGGAGCGCCUUCGGGUGUCCUCCGCCCUCCACCUGCACCCCGACAUGAAGACUCACCUGGACCGGCCACUCGUGGUGGAAGACAGAAACGGCGACAAACCCAGCAGGACUCCCGAAGGAGGACAGGAGGAAGCCAGGGACCCGUCCAGGCAGGACGGGGUGGGAGACAACCUCCACGCGCACUCCAGGAAGCACCACCGCCACCGAGACAGAAACGGGGAGAGCAGGGAGGGAGGCGACGGCCGCGGAGGGAGGCACCACACCCAUCACAGCCGCAACAGAGAUCACAACGAUGACGGCACACAGACGAAAGAGAGGAGAGGGGAGAGGAGCCAAGGACACAGGCACCACCACCAGGCCGGCUCCCCUGAGGAGGAGGCCAAUGAUGUACGAGGAGGGAUGGAAGAAAGGGGACAUCGCCACCACCAUUCCCAUCGUCCACCAAAAGAGGGGAAUGGGAUGUUGGCAAACGGUGCACAGGGAGAGCGCAGGGGGAGAGGAGGAGGAGGAGGAGGAGGAGGAGGAGGAGGAGGAGGAGGAGAUAGUAAUGGAGAAAGGAAGGGACGCUCCUCUCGUAUGGUCAGAGCUCAGCAGCCAGAUGCUGAGGAGGACGGCCUCGCCUCCAGUCCCCUACAGGCGAUGCAGAGCAGCCUUAGUCUCGGAGAGAAGCAAGAGGAUGCCGACAACCAGAAGAACUCCAACCGGGCCAGCCAGGCCGGCCUCAACAGCAACGCCAUCCACAUCCCCGUCACCAUCACCGCUCCACCCGGAGAGACCACCAUCAUACCUAUGAACAACAUCGACUGUGAUAACUUCCGACUGAGCGAAGAGAAAAAAGAUCUGGAGGAGGAGGAGGCGGCUAAUGGGCCUCGGCAGAUCCUUCCCUACAGCUCCAUGUUCAUCUUCGGGCAAACAAACCCGGUGCGGCGGCUGUGUCACUACGUGGUCAACCUCCGCUACUUCGAAAUGUGCAUCCUGAUGGUCAUUACCAUGAGCAGCAUCGCCCUGGCAGCCGAGGACCCUGUGCAAGCAAACGCGCCGCGCAACAACGUUCUCAAGUAUCUGGAUUAUGUAUUUACCGGAGUUUUCACUUUUGAGAUGGUGAUUAAGAUGAUAGAUUUGGGUCUUCUCCUCCACCCCGGUUCUUAUUUCCGGGACCUGUGGAACAUUCUGGACUUCAUUGUGGUCAGUGGAGCUCUGGUGGCCUUCGCCUGCUCGAGCCUUAUGGGAUCGCAACAAAGCGUGGCCAGAGGGACGAAAGGCAAGGACAUAAACACCAUUAAGUCCCUGAGGGUCCUCCGAGUCCUGCGACCACUCAAGACCAUUAAACGGCUCCCCAAGCUGAAGGCUGUGUUCGACUGUGUUGUAAACUCUCUGAAGAACGUUCUCAACAUCCUUAUCGUCUACAUCCUCUUCAUGUUUAUCUUCGCCGUUAUCGCAGUGCAGCUCUUUAAAGGCAAAUUCUUCUACUGCACUGAUGAGUCCAAGGGUCUAGAGAAAGACUGCAGGGGUCAGUUUCUGGACUACGACAGGGAUGAUGUCGCAGCUCAGCCCAGAGAGUGGAAGAAGUACGAUUUCCACUAUGACAAUGUUCUCUGGGCUUUCCUAACACUAUUCACCGUCUCCACUGGAGAGGGCUGGCCACUGGUCCUGAAACAUUCUGUUGAUGCCACCUACGAGGACCAAGGUCCCAGCCCAGGCUUCCGCAUGGAGACCUCCAUCUUCUACGUUGUGUACUUUGUGGUGUUCCCUUUCUUCUUCGUAAACAUAUUCGUGGCUUUGAUCAUCAUCACCUUCCAGGAGCAGGGAGACAAGGCCAUGUCUGAGUGUAGCCUGGAGAAGAAUGAGAGGGCUUGCAUUGACUUUGCUAUCAACGCCAAGCCGCUGACCAGAUACAUGCCAGAGAACAAGCAGUCCUUCCAGUACAAGAUGUGGAAAUUUGUCGUAUCCCCUCCAUUCGAGUACGCCAUCAUGACUUUAAUCGCCCUCAACACGGUUGUGCUGAUGAUGAAGUUCCAUGGAGCUCCAUACCUGUAUGAGUCCAUGCUGAAAUAUCUAAACAUCAUCUUCACGGCCCUCUUCACACUGGAGUGCAUCCUCAAGAUUAUUGCCUUCGGUCCACUGAACUACCUGAAAGCAGCCUGGAAUGUAUUUGACUUUGUGACUGUGCUUGGGAGCAUAACAGACAUCUUGGUCACAGAGAUAAAGACGGACAAAUUGAUAAACCUGAGUUUCUUGAGGCUGUUCAGAGCAGCCAGACUCAUCAAACUGCUGCGGCAGGGCUACACCAUCCGCAUCCUGCUGUGGACCUUCGUUCAGUCCUUCAAGGCCCUGCCGUAUGUGUGCCUGCUCAUCGCCAUGCUGUUCUUCAUCUAUGCCAUCAUUGGGAUGCAGGUGUUUGGUAACAUCGACCUAAAUGAAGAAACUGCCAUCAAUCACCACAACAACUUCCAGACCUUUUUACAGGCUUUGACCCUCCUCUUCAGGAGUGCGACCGGCGAGGCGUGGCAUGAGAUCAUGUUAUCGUGUCUCAGUAACCGGCCGUGUCAUAAGGAUUCAGGAACUUUGGGGAAGGAGUGCGGGAGUGACUUUGCCUACUUCUACUUUGUCUCCUUCAUUUUCCUCUGCUCCUUCCUGAUGCUGAACCUAUUUGUUGCUGUCAUCAUGGAUAACUUUGAGUACCUAACCAGGGACGCCUCCAUCCUGGGGCCUCAUCACCUUGAUGAAUUUAUCCGCGUGUGGGCGGAGUACGACCCUGCUGCCUGCGGGAGGAUAUGCUAUCAGGAUAUGUACAAAUUGUUGCGUUUUAUCUCGCCUCCCCUGGGCCUUGGGAAGAAGUGCCCUAACAGGGUGGCUUAUAAGCGAUUGGUUAAGAUGAACAUGCCCAUCGCCGAUGACAACACAGUGCAUUUCACCUCCACGCUGAUGGCCCUGAUCCGCACAGCCCUGGAGAUCAAACUGGCAUCUGGGGUCCUGGCGCAGCAUUUGUGUGACGUCGACCUGAAGAGGGAGAUAAACCGAGUUUGGCCCAGCCUGUCGCAGAAGACGGUCGACCUGCUGGUGACGCCACAUAAAUACAAUGAGCUGACUGUGGGGAAAGUCUACGCCGCUCUAAUGAUCUUUGACUACUAUAAGCAGAAUCGUGCCAAGAGGCUCCAGCAGCAGAACCCUUCAGCAGGACCUACAAGUAAACUGGGGGCCUUGUUCCGUCCUGUGCUGCCCCUCACUAACAUACAGGAAGUGGAACCGCCGUUCCCCAGUCCCAAAUGGCCCCUGCCACCCAAACCUGAGCCAGAAGCCAAGUCAGAGGCUGUGCCCACUACCACCGCUCCACUGGUUAACAGGGACGCAAUGUGAGUGACUGUCUUUUCUGUCCAGAACAGCAUGAAACUUAACCAGAGGAGUGCCAUAAAACAUUCCCAAUCUGGAGAUGUUUCUCAGGCAGCACUGAGGCCCAAAGGCCGGAGGAAACUACAGAGAGGCCAGUCAGAGGAUGUGCCAUAUUCCACCAGACCUCAGGAAUCGGUUGAGAUGAAGAAGGUGGAGAAUAUCUCAGACACAGAGGAGUAUCCCAGCCUGGAAGGCCACUGCAGAGCAGCGUCUCUGCCCCGACUGAAUGCUGAGUACUACCGGAGCCACCCUCGCCACGCCCCUGGGACCCACCUGGCACCGAUUGUCGACCUCAGUCCUAUAAGACGCUCGGCAUCCUCUCUGACGCCGCAGUACCACCAGGAGGGCGGGCUGAGGGAAUGUAACCUGGAACGACCAGACCUGGCCCAGUCCUCCAGCGGGUCAGGGCAAGUCCAGGGCCAGGACAGGGCUCACCACCAUCACCACCACCACCGAUGCCAUCGACGCAGGGACAAAGACAAAGACAAGAAGCAGAAGUCCCUGGACAGAGCUGCAUCAGUGCAGCCGUCCAGCACUGUCGGCUCAUUUACCGACCCUUCAGCUGAAGGUUUGUCCAGAGAGCGAGCGAGGGAGCGGGACCGCAGCCGGCCUCACGAGAGGAGGCACCACUCCUCAGCAGGAGAGAAGCAGCGUUACUACUCCUGCGAGCGUUACGGCAGCAGGGAGCAGUGCCACGCCAAGUCAGCCGGUCCCAGUCGAUCCACGUCUCCAGGAGAGGGACCCGACACUGUUUUCCUCAAACAGGUGACCGUCCCCGUGAUGCUGCCGUCUGGUUCCAGCACGCCCGGCCGUGGUCGCAGGCAGCUCCCUCAGACACCCCUCACCCCUCGUCCCGCUGUGGCCUACAAGACCGCCAACUCCUCGCCCCUCCCGUCCGGUGCCAGCACCGCUACGACGGGGCACCAGACUCGUUUCAGCCGUGGCCUUUCAGAGCACGAGCGCUUAGUCGGGGGCUACGACGAGUCCCCGAUACCGGUCACUCGCAUCGGUUCAGACCCUAAUUUAAACCGGCAGCUGAAGGACGCUUCUCAGCAGGCCCUCCUAGAAGAGGCGGAGGACUUUCAGGACGCUGUGAGCAGCCACGGAGGGGGGGCACGCUCUGCCAGAACAACCUCAGCUACGGCCUCGGCUACGCACGGAACUGCCGCUGCGCCCGUCACAGUGCCAACCACUCAAGGCCGGGCGGGGGUGGUGCCUAAUGGGUACCACUUCACCCUUGGGCUUAACUCUGCAUCUGGGAGCAGAGGAACAGGGAGUCUCAGGGAGAGGGAUGAAGAGGACUGGUGCUAACAUGGCAGGAAAGCCUGGAAAGUGGUUGGUGUUAGCUGAGGGCGGGGCAGCUUGUCAGAGAUGUACAGCGAGCCGGUGGAAAGGCAAGAUAUUUAGGAAGAAGCC